AUGGGGAAGAAUUCACGCUUAGAAACGUGGUUACAGUACCGAGUAAGGGUUACUAUAAGCGACACAAGGUACUUUGUUGGUACCUUUCUUUCCUAUGACAGACAUAUGAAUUUAGUUUUAGUAGACACGGAGGAGUUUCGAAAAGUAAAGAGUCAGGAGAAUUCUUUUAAGGAAAUAAAGAGAGUAGUAGGUUUGAUUUUAAUACGAGGAGAGAACGUUGUUUCUUUUACGGCUGAACGAGCUCCAGUCAAUAAGAAGUCCAUGACUAACGUUGUGAAUAAAGGCAUAGCAACUGGAAGAGGUGUACCAUUAAAUAAUUAUGUACCAAUGCAGGGCAAUUUUAACGCAAAUUUAACAAAUCCAAUAAGUAAUAUGCCAACAGGUAUGGUAUUAAAUGCAGGUACAACAAAAAAUUUAACUCCAGCUGUUAACCCGAAUUUUAGAUCGCCAAAUAUGCCUUUAAAUAAUCAAAGACAAAUGGUGCCUAUGAAUAUGCAAAUGAAUCAACCACUUGGAAACACAAAUAAUACACAGCAAAGAAUUUUACCACAAAUUCCUACGCAGCUUCCCUUCCCCCCUAAUAUGAAACCUCCAACAUAA
Plasmodium malariae is the source of this 600-nucleotide messenger RNA. It is a transcript of the gene SMB1, whose product is annotated as small nuclear ribonucleoprotein-associated protein B, putative. Gene Ontology annotation, biological process: mRNA splicing, via spliceosome. NCBI's taxonomy places the organism in Eukaryota, Apicomplexa, Aconoidasida, Haemosporida, Plasmodiidae. Gene Ontology annotation, molecular function: RNA binding. The record is from RefSeq and is a predicted model, not a curated record. Gene Ontology annotation, cellular component: U2 snRNP; catalytic step 2 spliceosome; U4/U6 x U5 tri-snRNP complex. The coding region runs from base 1 to 600 and encodes 199 amino acids. The transcript is spliced from 2 exons.